Tricharina praecox is the source of this 1988-nucleotide messenger RNA. RefSeq lists its product as uncharacterized. The transcript has 4 exons. NCBI's taxonomy places the organism in Eukaryota, Fungi, Ascomycota, Pezizomycetes, Pezizales, Pyronemataceae. The coding region runs from base 314 to 1708 and encodes 464 amino acids. The record is from RefSeq and is a predicted model, not a curated record.
CUCUCUUGGGUUCUCGUGGCCCCGAACACUCCUUACCUUUCCACCUGGCCCCUCCAAGACAGGACCGUCCAUCCCACCUACAUAACCUUCCUCCUCAUCACACCCACGCAAACCCACUCUGCUAUCCAAACAUACUUCAUAACUACGCUCCUUUGCAGGGCAUACUCGCUGCCCCACUCGCUUACUCACUGACUCACCUGGAAACAUUCCAUUCGUUCUUUUGCUUUUCCUCACCUUCUAUAUACAUACUUCACACGAAAAGUCUCGGAACUCGGGCAAAAAGCAUAUCCCCCCACCCAUCCCGUCGUUCACUAUGGUGUACAACAUCCUGAAGUAUCGUCGGCCCGCCUUCGUUAGGAGCACUAGGGGUUCCGACAAGUGGGAUGGCGAGUCCAUUUCGCUGUCCCCCACCAACGGCAGCUGUGGUAUCUCGGGUAUCCCCACUGCCCUCGAGUUCGAGAGAGUCGUCGACGGCGGCACCUGUCCGCCAUUGAGCUGCCGUGACUUCAUGAUGUACCUCCAUCAUGUCGAGCACAGUGUCGAGAACCUUCAGUUCUUCCUGUGGUACAGGGACUACGAAAAGCGGUUCGAGGCGCUCCCAGCGAACGAGAAGGCACUCUCGCCCGAAUACAAGCCACCGCAGGCGGUCGACGGCGUGAAUCAGCCCUCGCCCGCUCACCUGAAGACUAAGACCACUUGGGCCGUGCGGCAGUUCGUCGACAACGCGUUCGCCAAGGAGAGCCAGAGCUCAAAGACGGCAUUGACGGAGCCGGCGGCGGCCUGGGGUGGACACAAGGGAUUCGGCGAUAUCAGUCCGUUCCUGACGCCGCCGGGAACGGGUUGUGGCGCGAGCACCAUCGGUGGAAGCAAUAGGGAUGUUGUCACGCCGUUUGGCUGUGGCAGCGGUGCGCUUUCGAUGGCUACCACUGCUAUCGACCACAAGAAUAUCACGGCCGAGGCCUUUGAGGGCGUCGAUGUCAAGUGGCAGCCUUUCUCGAUUCAACCUUUCCGGGACGAGAUAUCCCGCAUCAUUGCCAUCUACAUUUCCGAGGGAUCCCCCCGCGAACUCAACCUUUCCUCUCGGGACAGGACCACGGUCCUCCUCGCCCUGUCCAACACGACGCAUCCGUCGGCCAUGAAGAACGUCCGAGACCACAUCGAGGGCCUCCUUCGAUUCCAGUCCCACCCGAACUUUGUUCGCUGGUCCAUCUGCAACGGCAACAAGCCCCGUGUCGUCUUCGCCGUGUGCUUGGGUAUUUUCUUGAUUCUGGCUGGACUCUUGGCUUCGAUCAUCAUCACCGUGGUGGGCGGGGACGCCAACAGGGGAUGGAGGGCUAUCGGGGCUAUCGGUUGGCUGCUUGGUGCUGCUACGCUGUAUGCUGGGCUCAAGGGCAUGUGCGUUGUCUUGCACGGCAGGCAUCGCCGACAUGUCCGUCCUUGGGAACUCUGGAGCGACUGUCAGGACACUGAAAUGAAGGAUUCGAAGCUGAGCUUUGAAACUUUGGGCACCAGGAAUAGUUACGAAGAUGAACCCUGGAUCGCCCGCUACCGUAAACGCACCCUCCUCCGCAAAAUCUUCGACCGCGAAGUCUGGAUCGAAGAGCCGGCGCUCCGGCAGAUCCAGGACACGAUAGCUCUGCAAGCCCUCGGUGUAGCCUCGGUAUUCGCGGCCAUCCUCACGGUUAUCUUCGUGACCGUUCCCGUUUGAACCAGCCCCAGCCCAGCCCAGCCCAGCCCUGGCCCCUAGCUACGCUCACUCACAUGAUUUCCGCACAAAAUGGAGUUUUUUUAUUUUUUAUCUUUUACGGCGUAAUUGGAGGGUUAGGUUAAAUGGGGGGUUAAAUUGGGGGUUAAAUGGUGGGGGAUACUGGCUUUUUUUUUUUGCUCUUGCGUUGCUUUGAUUUGAAUGGGAUGGUUGGGUGGUGGGCCCGUUGGUGUAUUGUAUUGCUGCUUUUUUGUUUUUCUUUUUUUUCUUGCGUAAUUGGGAG